CAAGCACCGAGGAGGAAAAGCAAAGUGGGCGUCAACAGGCGCCUAGGACGCCACAGUCUGGAUUUUUAAUGUCAAUUGUCAGAACUUUGUCAUCAAGUGCUGACUUCGAGCAAAGAGAAAAAGAGAAAGCUAGAAUUGAAAAGGCAUUCCGUGAAAGUGAUAAGAAAUUGGGUGAACUGGUCACAGGUAACUACAAGGAUCUCAUGACAAUUCUACAGUCAUUUUCCACAGUGUACAAGAAAAUUACAGAUUCAAGAGAAAAAAUUAAGAAAAUAAAGGAAGAUCUAAGUUCUUGUAAAACCUUACUGCACUGCAAAAGAGAUGACUUACGAAGACUAUGGAUAGAAGGAGUGGAGCACAAAACAGUUGUAGCCAUGCUGGACCAAAUAGAAGAUAUUAAGGAAGUUUUGGAACGAAUUGAUGAACACAUGGCCAGAAAACAUUAUCUUCAUGCUACAGACAUGAUGGUUUCUGCAGUUGCUAAACUUGAGGGUCCACUAUCAGGAAUUGAUGCAUUAAAAGAGCUAAGAUCAGAACUGAAUGCAAGAAAAGAGCAAAUGCAUGAGGUCCUUAUAGAAGAGCUGAACAGAGUCAUUUAUGUGAAAGGUACCAGCGCAAUGGCCAAAGCUCCUCAGAAAACCGGAUCGAUCAAGGCAAAGAAAGGAGCAGGCUCUGUGACUGACAUGCCUAACGUGGACGAGUUCAACCACAUCACAGAAGACUUAAAUGUUGACCCGGAAGAGAAUAUUCCUAAAUAUAUGGCUAUUUUAACAGAGUCUUUGUAUGUGCUACGGAAACUUCCAGAGGCUGUGGAGGCUCUGAAGGCAAGGAUUCACCCAGAACUGUUGGCCAUAGUAAACAGAGCCUCUCAGCAAGUGGUGGAUAUUGCUUCCCAGCAGGGUGAGACCCUAUCUACCCUGGAUCAGCCCCGCUACCUGUUGGAGUUGCUGGAGAUGGUGUUCCAGCAGUUCAGGUGUGUGGCUACCAUGCAUAAGCUGAUGCUGUCCAACCUGCGGCGAAUCCAGCACAGUGCCAUGGAGUCAGUUUCAUCAGAAGACCAGCCAGAGAAGAACAUGGGAGGAUCCAAGAGUGACCAGUUAAUUCGACUGUAUGACAUGGUGGAUGUCUGGUCUAAGAUUGAGGCAGUCCUUCAGUUGUUGCUAGGAGACUACCUGGAUAUCCGCAACACUGCAGCCAACAGCCAACAAACACCCAACAACUUUGAUGAGCCCAGUCAGGAUAUAGGCACAUAUUUUGCCAGGAAAAGAUCAACACGACCUAAAAAGCCAGCUUUGUUUAGAUUUGAUGCCUCUUCCCAUGCAAUCAGCAUGAAUAAUUACCUGCGAGAACAGAGGCAUUAUGAUCCAGAUGAUGUGGUGGGCGGAUCCCGUAUGAUAAUGGACAUUGGCAGUCCUCAGUUUGUCUGUAAGCCUGGAGCUGAUAACAUCACAGCCAUCUUCAAUCCCCUUCAGUCAUUCAUAAAAGAAAUUGAUGCAGCCAUGAGCAGUUCAAAUCGCUCUGGGUCUUCUAGUCUCCAGCUGUUUGUGAAGGAGUUUGUCCAGCAGGUGUUUUUAGUGCAGGUGCAUUUUCAAGUGACCAACAGUAUUGACAGUGCUACCAAAGAGGCAGAUGAAGAAGGCAGCAGUCCCCGAGAUUCAGGCUUUGAUGCUCUCAGAAACACAAUUGACCAGAAAACCCAGAAGGAGCUUGGAGUGACCAGACCUCUGUUACAGAGCACAGUGACUGUGGAUAGGAACAUUCAGAAGUUACACGGGCUGAUGUUGGAUCUACCUGACUAUGCUGACCAGUUCUUGAACAUGAUUUGUAACAUCUUGCAGGAGUACAGGGAAACAUGCCACUCUGCCUAUAGAGGUAUUGUACAGCUGGAGGUGGAUGAGAAGAGGAUCAUCAGUGCUAUGUGGGCCAAAGAUGAUGACAUCAACCGCUUUCUCAGGUCUUUGCCCAGCUGGAAGUCUCUACAGCCCACAGAGGGUCAGGAGUUGAACCGCACCAUCUGUUCUGAGGAGGAGAUGCGUGCCCUGAACUCCAAAGAGUCUGUGAUCCUCAUCAGCAAUCUAUCCUCGGCUGACUCUUUGAUUCCUCAGAAUGAGAUCAUCACUGACAUCACACAAAUGAGAACCGUUGCAAAUCUUCAUGAAAGUCUGGAAUGGUUUUGCAGCAGAUUACGCUCCUUUGCAGCCAGUUUGUCCCCAAGUACCAGAAAUGGGGUCACCUGUCCAGACGAGAAUCAUUCUGAUAUACCACCAGUGUCUCAAGAGGCAUUACAGUCUCUUAAAAAUGUAGCUCAAGAUUUUCAGAAUCUGGCUGAGAUUUGUCUGUUACUGCUUCAUCUGGAGGUCAGAGUUCAUUGUUUCUAUUACCUUCUCCCAGUGGCCAAACAAUCAAAUUAUGCUGGAGCCAUUGAUGACCUGGAUCCUGAUUCUAAUGUGUUAAAACUGAACAAGGAUCUCUCCAGUGUGGAGGAGGUUUUAACACAAAGUCUACAGCCCAGAAAGUUCAGGUACAUCUUUGAGAGCCUGGGCUUCCUUGUGGCCUCCAUCCUCAUCAACAGUGUUCAGUUCUUAAAGAAAAUAAACGAAAAUGGCGUGAAGAAAAUGUGUCGUAACAUUUUUGCUGUGCAGCAGAAUCUGACCAACAUCACUCAGUCCAGAGAGGCAGACCUGGACCAUGCACGGCAGUUCUACGAGCUCAUCUACUCUACUCCAGAUGAAAUCAUUAAUGACAUAGCUGAGAAGGGUGCACAGUUCACGGAGUCCGAGUACAGCCAGCUGCUGCGGCUGAUGGGGCGAAGUCAGCCGGGAAGUGACCCAGCCGUCCUCAGUUCACGCCUCACUCGCCUGAGGGAGACGCUCCAGAAUCUUCAGAAUGAGUCUGGCUAACCAGGAACAUUGGAUUCUGCUAACCAUUGUCUUGAACAAUUCUGGCGUUUCACAUCAUCCUGAAGAAUAUUUUACUUCUAUGAUGUUGGUCAAUUGGUCUGGUACAUAUACCUAACAGCUGCUCUGAUGUAGACCCGUGGCUAAGCCAGAGAGCACAUGACAUCAGUGGUCAAUGGCUUGUGGUCUAAACUGAGCCAGUCUAAAUUGCUCUGCUAACCUGAAUUCCCAUGCCUGAAGCUGUUCCACAGUCAGUAGCUCUUAUGCCAGUUUUGAACUGAGUUAAAAUUUGAAAUGUGAUUUUGUUGCCUAUUUUUGGACAACAGGAGUCACAUGGUAAUGGUGAUAAAGUCCAGUUAAAAGACUGAAGGCCAUGUUACGUUAAUAUGCCAUGAGCAAAAACAAUUCCUGAACGUUGAGGUAUGUAUAUAAAUACUGGGAAUGUAAAUACUGGGAAAUACUGGGAAUUCUAUGCUUAUAAUACAUUAAAUAUCCUAACCCUUGCCCCUAUUUGUACACGUGCAAUACCCGUUGACGCUAUUAACAAUGCUUUUCUCAAUUGCAUCAGUCAGCAAUUGAGCAUUUAAGUGUCAGAGACGUUUCUGGUGUUCAAACAAGAUGUAAAUACAUGUCCUGAUUGUGUAAGUGCUGAAAUGUGCUUGUUUUAUACUGCAAGUAUAUGUUCUUCUGAAAAGGCAGGAUCAAAGUGCUGAUGUUGCUUCAUUUGUUUCCUGAUUGAUGUGUGUGGAGGUCAGUGUUUGACAUGCAUAAAAUGACAAGUGUAUAUAAAAUAUGACAGUUGUACAUUUCAUUAGCAGUUGUACAAUACAAUUACACGUACUACAUGUGGAAGAAUCAUGUGGCUUUUCUGUCAGUGUUUUUUAUGGGGUUUUUAUUUA
Messenger RNA from Liolophura sinensis, 3796 nucleotides. RefSeq names its product exocyst complex component 4-like. The record is from RefSeq and is a predicted model, not a curated record. Gene Ontology annotation, biological process: exocytosis; Golgi to plasma membrane transport; chemical synaptic transmission. Gene Ontology annotation, cellular component: exocyst; growth cone membrane; synapse. NCBI's taxonomy places the organism in Eukaryota, Metazoa, Mollusca, Polyplacophora, Chitonida, Chitonidae.